CUUCCCGGGCUUAACUUUGUGCCCCUCUCCGUCCCCCUCCCCGCCCAGAGGCACAGGGAUGGGGGUCACAGUCAGGUCAUGUCACUGCCUCCCCCUGAGGGCCAGGAAUCCUUGUCCUGCUGCAGCCUGGGGUCCCUCGCAGGGGCCAGAGUCCCUCAGGAGCAGGCUGCUCCAGCGGGGAUGGCCAGGGGGAUCCCCGAGUCCGGCCAGGAGCCACUUGCAUGGCUGUGCAGGGGCUUCUGCCGGGCUCGGGGCCUCUCUCAGGCACCCCCUGCUCCGGCCCGGCCUCACUGCCCCCCUCACCCCCCAUGCAGCGAGUGCCCGGGCAGGGAGAUGCACGAUUUUCACGGGGCUGAAUCUUGGUGUUUCUGAGCUUUAUUGGGCUAAAUGUUGGUGUUUUGUUUUUUUGUGGGGGCUGAAUCUUUCUGUGUUGGGGGGAUAUCAGAUUUUUGGUGUUUUGGAAGUUUUUGAUCUGUCUUGACGUUUGGAGGAUUUUUUGGGCUGAAUCUUGGUGUCUUAGAGGUUCUUAGAGACACUAGAUACCCAAUGAAUUCCUGAGAUGAACUUGGGAAAGGAGAAACCCUCAGCCCAAGGCUUUUUCCUUUCUUUUUUCCCUCCAAACUAGGAUUUUUCAUUCCCAAGCUGUGGCCAGAUGGAGGAGGAGGAAAAUCCCUGGAGAUCUUGCACAAGGAGGGGCUGCAAACCCAGCCCAGUUAGCUGUGAGGAGGAAAGAUCCUCCCUGUGCAUUGAAGGUGACCGGAGAUCCAGCCGGAGCUCAGAGCUGGGGGAGAAGCCCCACAAGUGUUUGGAAUGUGCGAGAGAUUUCAGCCACAGCUCCAACCUGCUCCGGCACCAGGUGAUCCACAGUGGGGAAAGACCCUAUGAGUGUGGGAAAUGUGGGAAGAGCUUCAGAGAUACCUCUGAACUGAUGAGACACCAGGUGAUCCACACGGGGGAACGGCCCUACACCUGCUUGGAAUGUGGGAAGAGCUUUGGGUGGAGCUCCAAUCUGAGGAAACACCAGCUCAUCCACACCAGGGAGAGGCCCUACAAGUGUCCCCAGUGUGGGAAGAGUUUUCGGACCAGCUCCCAUGUCCUCGUACAUGAGCGGAUUCACACAGACGAGAGGCCCUUCCGCUGCCCCGACUGCGGGAAGGGCUUCAAGCACAACUCCCACCUCACCGUCCACCGGCGCAUCCACACUGGGGAGAGGCCCUACGAGUGUCCCCAGUGUGGGAAGAGCUUCUCACACAGCUCUAACUUGACCCAACACCAACGGAGGCACCAGUAAGGGAAGCCCUGCGAGUGCCCCGAGUGCGGGAAGAGCUUCGUGCGCUGCUCCAGCUCCAUCCCCCAUGGGAGGAUGGGCGUUGGAUGACCCCCAGUGACCCCCGUUGGGCAGAGCCCUGGUGAUCCGUGGUCCUGGUGAUGCGUGUUGGGAAGACACCUGGCUGGGAGGCUUCACAUCUUCCUGGCUCCCUGUGGGCACCUGGAUGAACACUGGAGCAGGAACAUCCACUGGGACACAGACCAGCAAUGGGAAUUCCUUUGGGAGAGUGGAUUUGUUGACUUUUAAUCCUAGAGAACCUUUUCCUGCUGCCUCAGGAGCUGUGUGGGCAGAGAAAAGGUGGUGACACCAGAGUGGGGGUCCCUGGGAGGAGCACACGCUCUGGGGGUGGGAGGACAUGAUCCAUGGGACCCCCCUUCACCUUCCUCCACAGGCAGAAGCCGAGCCGCAGUACCAGGAAUACGAAGCCCAACACGGAACUUCCAAUCUCCAUCUGCAUCUUGCUGUGGGCAGCGUUUGACAGCAUCCCUGGGGGGUCUGCAGUGGUCAGGACCCCUAAAACCUCUCACAGACACCUCAAGCCUCCUCCAAGGACCCUCCCUGUCUCUCCCAGCCCACCCAGGACCCUCUGAAACCUUUUUUAGAGUCAUUAAUUUAAAAAAAUUAAGAAUUUUAGAAAAAUUAGAGUUCUUAGCUAGAGAUAGGCCUUGCUGGAAGUAGUUCGAGUUAAUGAUUAAGUGAGAAGCAGGAUUUGAGAUAAUGAAUCUCGGACUUAGAUAAAAAAUUCCUUUUCAUUGUGUGUUUGUUCAGCUGUGCUUAUAAUGAGAAAAGAGAAACUGAUAAACGGGUUCAGGAAGAUCACAGACCUUACAUCUGGAAACCCAUUUAAAAGUCACAAGGGAGAAAACUGGAGCUGUACCUAAUGUCAUUUGUAAUGUAACCAUUGUAAAGGUAGAAAGGUGAGAGUGAGGAAGAGCGGUUUUCCUUCAUCUCUUGAUGACCCCUCCUCACCAAAACGACCUCCUCCUCAAAUUAGGGAGCCAACCACACAGGCAGAAUGACUUUUUAAACUCAUUACCAUGAAUUUUAAUCCAAAGUGGGGAAUGGGAGCUGUUAGCAUUAUGAAUAUGUAUUAGUAUUAAUAUAUAAGUAUUUUGGAUAUUCAAGACUUUUGUAAAUAAAUAGACACUGGAAUCUUUUGUCAACUUGCAGUGCGUAUUAAGGGGUGACUCCCACACUCGCCCAGUGCUGUGAUUAAACAUCCACUUUGUAACUUUAAA
This is a messenger RNA of Cyanistes caeruleus (blue tit), 2568 nucleotides long. The record is from RefSeq and is a predicted model, not a curated record. Lineage: Eukaryota; Metazoa; Chordata; Aves; Passeriformes; Paridae.